GUGGAGAGGUGGACGUGGGAGUCAGCAGCAGUCGGGUCCAUGUACUCCCUAAAUGGACGUUUCGUGUUUUCUUGCCAUCGGAUCGCAUUAUAUUAAAGAGGAGCCGUGCGUCUCAGUCCUGCAGCCGUGAGAGGCACGGACCGUGAAGGCAUCACAGAGAGGGAGAGAGGACCGUGAAGACAGCACAGAGACGGAGAGGAAAAGGAGGGACGCACUUCGACCGACUCAAGAAAGCUUCUGGUCUGACAGACUGAGAACACAUUCAUUGAGAUAUGGGGUGUAGGCUCCCAAAGCUGCGGAAGACAGAAGAGAGGCGAAGCCCAGGAAAUAUCUACUCCACGCUCCGACGGCCUCAGGUGGAGACUAAAGUGGGUGUGGCAUACACCUACCACUUCCUGGAUUUCCUGUUGGGGAAAGAAGAGGUGUCGGUGUCAUCGGUGCUUUGUCUUUCUUCGGUCAGAGAGCUGCCGGUUCAGGUCAGGGAACUCUACGCCCAGGGAUUUGUCCUUGUCUCUGUGCAUCCCUUCGUGCACCCCUGCGGCCCUCGCCAUGCGCACAUCCAACGCCAGCUUCACCGGGCCGUGCUGGUCAAAGAGACGCCAAGCUCAGAGAAAAGCCAAAUGAGGUGUGCGAGACAUCGUCUGGAGACGGAUGUGUGUGUGGCGGGUCAUCAGGCUGCCGACCCAGAAGUUAUCCAGAGCUAUGUGAAGAGGAUCCAGGAUGUAGCAGAGCAAGGCGUGAUGUUUGUGGGCUUCGUUCAGCAGCCGGGCGGCGGACCGUGCUUCACAGGGCAGUGGGACCCUGAAGAGCUGUCAUCCUUGCAUUCAAGCCCUUCGCCCAUACACCGAAACCCCUUUAGCACCAGCACCAGCCCGACAGAUGUGACAGAACCACCUCAGAGUGGCAUCGAGACCGACCAUCACCCGUUUGGACCUCAGGGGUUAGAUCAUGAAAGUGUAGAAUGUAACUCGCAGCCUUUGGUGCCCAGAGAACUGGACUUAAGCUCUCUGAAACCUGCCCAGAGGUCAGAGCUCAGCAGAGAGGAGAGCUCACCUCAGAUCAUCUUGAAAGAACCACUAGAAUCAACAAACCGACCUCAAAGUCACAAUAACCCAGGUGUAGACACAGUUCUUUGUUGUCCGAGUCAAGACACAGGAGGUGCCACUGAGAACCAGCAAAGUCUUGGACAGCAGGAGCGUUGUCUACCACAACACAAACUCUUGACAGAGAGACGCUUUAACCUGCCAAACCAGAGAGGAAGACGAAGUGCAAGCAUGGACAGCUGGCUCAGCUCUCCAGAACUGCAGCGCAACGACGGAAAAAGGCCCAUCUCCGUCUGUACAAACGGACAAAGCCGGGAAACGACACACAACAACAACCAUAUCUCUCUGAAGAGUUCAGAGAAAGAUCAAAAUGCAUCUUCACCACCAGCACAGGCUCGGAUGCAGCUCUUUGCUCUGUACAACCACACAGGAGAGCUCAACACUUCACUGAGGUUCUACUCGCUGAGGGUGCCUCUUCGAGUCCAGAAGGAAGAAGGGCUCGUCACAGAAGUCGACGCGCACUGGCUCGACCACAUGAGUCAGCAUUUCAGCAGCGGUGCGCACCUCGUCGACGGGUUUUUCCAUCUCGAAGAUAAUAACGGCAGCAGAGUUUCAUCUGUGGAUAGUGUGUUCAUCUUCCAGAGCUCUGCAGAGGAGACCAGUAACAUCUCCUAUGAUGCUAUUGUGGUUGAACAGUGGACCGUUGUUGAUGGCGUCAUGGUCAAGACGGACUACAUCCCAUUGCUUCAGUCUUUAGCUCCAUACGGAUGGAGGCUAAUGUGUGUGUUGCCUACGCCAAUUGUCAAGACUAACAGUGAUGGGAGUUUGUCAACCAAGCAAAUCCUCUUCCUUCAGAGACCCAUUCUGCAACGCAAGAGGAAAGAGUUCAAGAUGCUGAGCCUCAGGGGUCGCAACAAGGCGAAGAAGAACUACACAGGAGAGGAGAGAGAGAUCAGGUCCCCCGUGAUGGAGGCAGAGAUGGACACGUUGGAAAGAAACAUAAAAGGAGAGGAAGCCGAGGUGACGGAGAGCGGGGAAAGCAGAGGGAAUCAAAGAGGGAGCAGAGCUCAGGAAGGUGGAGAGGACAGAGGAGAGGACGCAUGGCAUCAGAGCGGCUCCGUGUUCCUGUCGGGGAGCAGAGUCUCCGUUGAAGACCGGGAGGAGGAAACUGACAUUGACGUGAUCCCUCUGUCCCAGCAGGAGAAGUCGGUGAGAUGGACAGAUGUGUGUCAGAGCAGCAGCGGCGACGGAGAGAUCGCAGAGAAGGGGAAGAUGGAAGAGCAGAUCAAACAGCAGCUGUUCUCCGGCGUCUGUUGAAAAACGUGAGGCGGCAAUCAGGGAAGGUGAAGCUGAAACCUGAGUCCAUUAUCGAGACAAGUCCUUAAAGGGUUUUUAUUUACUGUGUGCACACCCCUCCCCCCCCAGAUGUAGUCACCUAUAAUGUAUUUAUAUAAUGUACAGUUGCAAACGCUUCAGUCUGCGCUCUACUGUCUUUCUUUGGGGUUUUAGCUACGAUAAAUAAGUGUUGUGCAGUUUUUCUGCUUCAGGUCAGUGUUAUUAUUUCAUGUCUAAUACAUGACGGACUGUACGAGACAAUACAGUAAAACCUUAAACAAGUA
Messenger RNA from Solea senegalensis (Senegalese sole), 2662 nucleotides. It is a transcript of the gene rftn1a, whose product is annotated as raftlin, lipid raft linker 1a. NCBI's taxonomy places the organism in Eukaryota, Metazoa, Chordata, Actinopteri, Pleuronectiformes, Soleidae. The transcript is spliced from 10 exons. The record is from RefSeq and is a predicted model, not a curated record. Bases 273 to 2360 code for a protein of 695 amino acids.